AUUCGUUAAAAAAGCGUUUAUCUGGCAGCAUCUUCAAUUAAUAAACCUGACCAAUCUAGAGUAGGACAAUCUCCUUAUCAGAUAGCAUUACGACAACAAAGGUUCAUUUCACAGCUGUUGUACACAAGCAGUAGGACGCAUCUACAGUUUUAAGAAUGGCCACCUUGUACCUCGUCUACUUUCUCACUACCCUUGCUACAUUCUCAGUGCUUGCAGGUGAGUGUAAUCAUGGAGAUGUUCGAGGUAGGGUCUUGGGGGUGGGGGUGGUUUAGAACAUCCGCUUCCACCCUCACCACCACAUUUUUUUUUAAUCGGAAAAUUUUCAGUUCAAGUUGUGAUUUUAUCACUAGAAGGAAAUGAAGGUUUUUUGAGCUAAAGUGUGAUACUUGAAUAUCAAGAGCUUUAAUUGGUAAAAUGUAACAUGUUAGCACCGAAGAAGAGUUGAGCCUCAUAUUAAAUGCCAUAGCUUUCAAGGUAUCUUAUCUAGCGUACUAUCGUACGUCUUUGUUAAUUUUGCCUUUGUGUUCAGAUUCAUAUUUGGUCUAUGUGUUAAGAAAUAGUCUUAUCUAUAAUUCCAAUCCAAGUAACUGAUAUUUGGCAUUCCUUAAUUAAACAUUGACUUGAUAGAUCAUUGAUAAGAACACAUGACUAUUGAUCUCUAUGAGACUUUCUACUUGUUUUCUCCAUCUCUCUCUCCCCCUCUCUCCCUCCCUCUCUCCCCCCUCUCUCUCACCUCUCUCUCUCCCUCUAUCUCUCUCUCCCUCUCUCUCCCCCUCUCUCUCUCCCUCUAUCUCUCUCUCCCUCUCUCUCUCUCUCCCCCUCUCUCCCCCCCUCUCUCUCCCCCUCUCUCUCCCUCCCUCUCUCUCCCUCUCUCUCUCCCUCUAUCUCUUCCUCCCUCUCUCUCCCUCCCUCUCUCUCCCCCUCUCUCUCCCCAUGACUAUUUUUAAAUCUCACGCUCUCAUUCUUUCCUCUUUGCAUUCAAAAUCCAUAAAUCAAAUCUUAUUAUUAUUAUUAUUAGUUCUUUAAUAUAGCGCGGAACCCCUGCCUAGGGCUGGGCUCACCAUGACCACGCUGCACAUUUAACAAAGAUUAUCAUGGACUUAAAAAUUAGCACACAUUAAUUAAAUAAAACAAAAGAAACGCAUAUUCACUCCACACAUUCCAGAACUAUUGACAUUGUACACUUUUUUACAUUGUAUUUACAUUGUACACUUUUUUACAUUGUAUUUACAUUGUACACUUUUUUACAUUGUAUUUACAUUGUACACUUUUUUACAUUGUAUUUACAUUGUACACUUUUUUACAUUAUAUUUACAUUGUACACUUUUUUACAUUGUAUUUACAUUGUACACUUUUUUACAUUGUAUUUACAUUGUACACUUUUUUACAUUGUAUUUACAUUGUACACUUUUCUUCAACUCUUCGUAAGAAGUUUGGGUUUGAUGAAAUUAUUUCAUUGAUAAAAACCUUGAUAUGCCCGAAGUUAUUUAAUGGGUUGAUAGAUAGUGUUGAUAUAAUUAUUUCACUUCAUUGAUAAAUAGAUUGAUAUGGUUACCAGUGGCGUCACUAGGGGGUUCGGGACGUACCGGUUGACACGGUCUUUGUUCCCACAAUGUGUUCAAACGCUGUUACCUCCAAUUCUGUUUUCCUCUCCUGUUUACUGUCGCCUGUGGACUUAAUUUUUUUUUAACUAAGCCAUCCGCCAGCGAUUCCCAAAGUGUCGGGUCGCGACGACCACUGGGGCCACCAAAGCAAACAUGUAUGACCUGGUUAAGAAUGACUAAGUGCAGGUCGGGGGAAAUCCGGAAGAAGAAAUAAAGGUGGGGGAGACACCGUGAGUUUUCCGCACCUGAUGACACCAACCCUAGUGACACCCUCUGGUAGCAAGUUAUUGCGUCACUAAAUGGGCUCUAAGUUAAUUUGGUUAAGACUUUCAUUCACAUACAGCAGCCUAUUUUAAGGACCCCCCCGUAAUUAAUGUUUAUAUUACUCUGUUAUUUUGUCUUUCUUGUUGAUGAUUUUCUUUAUUCGUCAACCCAUUUCCGAAACAAAGUGGACAGAGAUGUGAUGAAAAGAGAGGCUGACCUGGGCAGGCGUGUGGAAGACUUUUGUUUUUUCCAGUGCAUCUCUGACCCUGACCUGGACUGUCACGACAAAUGUAUGGGACUCAUCAUCAAGAGACAGCUUCAGUUUCCAGAAGAUCCAGAAUGCACCCCUGUUUGCGGCGACGACGCAGAUUGCAACAUCGGGUGUCGAAACCUUGACCUAGGGAAGCGCUUGGAAGACAUGUGUUUUUUCCAGUGCCUCUUUGACCCUGACCUAGACUGUCACGACAAAUGUAUGGGGCUGAUCAUCAAGAGACAGCUUCAGUUUCUCGAGGAUCCAGAAUGCACUCCUGUUUGUGGUGACGACGAAGAUUGCAACAUCCGAUGUCGAAACCUUGACCUUGGGAAAAGAUCUGAUAACUAAGAGUCAUUGAGAUUUAAGGAGUUUCAAUUUUUUUUAAUUUUUUUUUUAAUUUUUUUUUUUUGGCAAAGAAAAAAAGACAUUUGAGUUUGAAGGAUGACUGACAUAUUACAAAACUGAUAUAAGCAUAUUUUGUUGGAAGUCCCAAGGUUUAAGCACAAUAUUAUUGUUUUCCAAAAUAAUUUUAAAAUGCAUCCAUAUAUAUGCAUAUUAUAUAUGACUACUAGAAUGCGUCACUUAUAGUAAUGUACCCGGAACAAAGUUAAAGUUUUUGAUGUCAACAUUUGUUUUUGGGACACAUGGGAAUUAAAAAUAAAAUACAGAUUUUUUAAUUCACUUUUAAAAACAUACUUUUUUAAGUUGAAAAAUGUGUUCUUUAUUCAAAGAAAUUAUUAUUUUCUUU
This is a messenger RNA of Lymnaea stagnalis (great pond snail), 2869 nucleotides long. NCBI's taxonomy places the organism in Eukaryota, Metazoa, Mollusca, Gastropoda, Lymnaeidae. The record is from the annotation of a GenBank genome assembly.